Messenger RNA from Aspergillus versicolor CBS 583.65, 2028 nucleotides. Its product is annotated as Zn(II)2Cys6 transcription factor. NCBI's taxonomy places the organism in Eukaryota, Fungi, Ascomycota, Eurotiomycetes, Eurotiales, Aspergillaceae. The transcript has 3 exons. The record is from RefSeq and is a predicted model, not a curated record. Gene Ontology annotation, biological process: positive regulation of transcription by RNA polymerase II. Bases 1 to 2028 code for a protein of 675 amino acids. Gene Ontology annotation, cellular component: nucleus. Gene Ontology annotation, molecular function: zinc ion binding; transcription cis-regulatory region binding; DNA-binding transcription factor activity, RNA polymerase II-specific.
AUGCCGGCAGCAGCAAAAAAGAAGACUAACCCCUCCGCUGUGAAGCGCGCGGCCGAGUCUCAAUCAUCGUCGGGGAGUGAGAAUACACCAAAACCCGAGAGAACUACCAAGUCCCACAAGCGGUCUCGCUCAGGCUGCUUCACAUGUCGUCUUCGUCGAAAGAAGUGUGAUGAGCAGCACCCUUCUUGUGGAGCAUGCAACAACCUCUCUGUGAAAUGCGAAUAUAAACGCCCUAUCUGGUGGGGCAACAACGAACAGAGGAAGAUGCACAAGGAAGUUAUCAAGAACAAGAUCAAGCAGACGAAGAUGAAUGAGCGCAAUGGGUCAUUAGCCAUAGAUCCUGCCGUUCGUGCUCCGAACAUCGCCGCCAACUCACCGACUUCACCAGAAUUCGAAUAUGGCCGUCCGUUCCCAGAGCCAACCUACGACAUGUUUGCUUCACACUUGUCCACGCCUGCCCUAAGUCAAACUCUUUAUACACAACAGUAUCCCUACGAGGUAGACGUCAAGACUGAGCGCCAAACAUUCGUCAACGAUGUCCAGCUGCGCCAUGACUCUGUAUCAUCGACCUUUAGUGCCUUUGCUCCACCCCAAUUGAAUGCGCCUCUUCCUACCUUCCCAGGUGACGAGUGGUUCCAUGAUGAGUACUUCAGAACACCGGCGCUACCAGGAAUUGACCCUGCGCUUUGCGAUCAGACAUUCCCAGACACAUACGACAUGCUGCAAAGCAUCCCCGUUAGUGACCACGAUCGACCGCUUUUGGAGCACUUUAUCCACAACGUCUUGCGAAUGAGUUUUCCCGUUCUCGAAGCUCACCAACGCGGGCACCUUCGCGCUCAAGCCGUCCUACAAACCCUCGAGACUAACAAGUGCUACCUACACUGCUGUCUUAGCGUUGCCGCGAUACACCUUAAGACGACAGAAGGAAUCACGGGAGAACAGAUCGAUCACGAUAUCAUGCGAAACCGAUUUGAGGCUAUCUCGCUACUAUGCCAGGCCCUGGGAGAUGACAGUGAACACCAAGAGAUCCUCGAUGCCACCCUCGGCAUGAUCUUCUUCCACUCCUCCGUAGGCCCAGCCGAUGACUACCUUCCGGACAUUCCUUGGCUGGACCACUUCCAGGCUGCUGCCAACUUGGUGCAACGCCUUGGGCUAACUGCAGACACCCCGAAUCCGUACGUGCUACCACCAUUCAGCAUGACCUUGACCGCCUGGAUCGAUAUCCUCGGCUCGACGAUGUACCGAAGGACGCCCGAAUUCGCCCACACCUACCGAUCAAAACAUCUUGGUGGAGUGUCCCUCGGACUGCGCGAGCUCAUGGGUUGCGAGGACCGUGUGAUGUACCUUAUCUCGGAAAUUGCAUGCUUAGAUGCGCUCAAGGCAGAUGGAAGAGUGGACGAGAUGCAGGUUUGCUCUCACGUUUCGGCUCUCGGACAACAGCUGGAAUUCACUGAACCCGCCGACCCGAUCAUGGAGAGCCCCUACUCAAUAACAACAGGAUUGAUUCGCCCCGAAAUCUUGACUAAGAACAUCACGGCCGUUUUCCGCAUCGCCGCUCGAAUUUACCUCUGCAGCCUUGUUCCUGGAUUUGAGGAAACCCAACCCAGCAACGUUAACUUGGUUCAAGCACUCGCAAACGCUCUGCAGUACAUUCCUUCAGGGCCCGAAGGCUUUGACCGCUCCCUCGUAUGGCCACUGUUCAUCGCCGGUGUAUACUCCACCCCUGGCUGUCAAUUCCGAACUCUCCUCGCUGAGCGAGCAGCAGCUCUCGCUGAACACGCGGAACUUGGCAGCUUCGGCCGUAUGCACCGAGUCCUGCAGGAAGUGUGGAGAGUCACAGACGAAUUCUCCGAGUUGUCCACUACUCAAGGAAGCGCAUCUUCGCCCUCUGAACCGGCUAGCCCGGUGAAGGCCGAACCGUCCAGCUCCCCCAAGGCCCCCGAGCUCAGCUGGACGCCAACAGAAGUCAAGAAGCCGCACUGGCGGGACGUUAUGCAACAGAACGGCUGGAACUACCUUCUUCUUUGA